Molecule: messenger RNA, 828 nt
Organism: Prorocentrum cordatum
Lineage: Eukaryota; Dinophyceae; Prorocentrales; Prorocentraceae
Source: the annotation of a GenBank genome assembly
AUGGCGAUGCAGCUCUUCGGAGCGCUCGACACCAACUCCUCGGGGGUCCUGGGGUCCUGGGAGAUGCGCAAGUACGCCAGGCUCACCGGGUUCAACGGCGACGCCAAGGCCUGGGCAACGGCCAGGGCGGGGCUGUACGCGGCGUGCGGGUGGGACGAGGCCGAGGACGUGGACCCGUGGAAGUUCUUCCAGAUGGUAGACGACGAGGACGGCGAAGGCCACUUGGCAGACGCCGAUCUCCUGCUACUGCUGACCAGGCUCCAGUCGCGCCCGGUGCUGGUCGCGCGCCUCUUCCGCGCGCUGGACUCGUCGGGCAGCGGGCGGCUGGCCGCGGAGGAAUUCGUCCGCUUCGCCGCGGCGCGUCGCCGGGGCUUUGACGGGGGCGGCGGCACAAAGCCGAGAGAGCAGUACAAAGCGCUGAGCCUGGCCCACGGCUGGGACUCCGAGGCGGGAGUGGGGGCAAAGGAUUUCGCCCGGAUGGUCAGCGACGCAGGGAGCCUGGCCCACUGCACCACGGGCGAGCUGCGCGAGGCGCUCGCGGCCCUCGGCUGCCGAACGGAGCUGAUAGUCUCAGCAUUCGGCUCUCUGGACGACAGCGACAGCGGCAGGCUGCCCUGCGCAAGCCUGCGCCGGUACGCGGAGUUCUGUGGCUUCGAGGGGCACGCUGCGGAGUGGGAGGAGGAGUACAGGGACCUGGCUGCCAGCCACGGGUGGGACGCGCGAUUCGGAGCCGAUCUGAGGGGCUUUGCCUCCAUGGUCAACGACAGGUCCGGGAACGGGUACUGCAGCACGGAGGAGUUGCUGCAGUUCGUGGUGCGCGGGCGCUGA